Ascochyta rabiei is the source of this 1140-nucleotide messenger RNA. RefSeq names its product protein phosphatase regulatory subunit Sds22. The transcript is spliced from 3 exons. The coding region runs from base 1 to 1140 and encodes 379 amino acids. Gene Ontology annotation, molecular function: protein binding. The record is from RefSeq and is a predicted model, not a curated record. Lineage: Eukaryota; Fungi; Ascomycota; Dothideomycetes; Pleosporales; Didymellaceae.
AUGACUGAACCAAAUACUGCCCCGCUCACCAAGCUUGACCCCGCCACAACUGGCACCGCCGCGACCAACAAGGAGGACAGAGACGACCACAAACCACGAGACAGCAGGGGCUGGGAUGGCAAACUCAGAGUCGACAAAUCAGUCGUGGUGAAAUACCCGGCUGAUUCAAACGCAGACGUGCAGAGCGACGCAGAGUCGGAAGAGGAAGGGCCGCCGCCGGAUGAGAUUCAAGCAGACGAAGACCUCCUGGACGAUGUUCCGGACGACGAAGACGAGAUAGAGCUUGUGCAUUGCAAGGUGGGGGACAUGGCCUCACUGCGACUGGAGAGGUUUAAACAAAUCAAGCGCCUCUGCCUACGACAAAACCGCAUACAGUCGAUCGAAAUUCCUACCGAUGCCGCUGCCACGUUGACCGAAAUCGAUCUCUACGACAACCUCAUAUCACACGUCAAAGGCCUCGAAGCUUUCACCGAGCUUACGUCGCUUGAUCUCUCGUUCAACAAGAUCAAGCACAUCAAGCGCUUAGACCACUUGAAGAAGCUCAGGGAUCUGUACUUUGUCCAAAACAAGAUCAGUGUUAUCGAAAACUUGGAUGGCCUGACCAACUUACGGCAGAUCGAGCUGGGCGCUAACAGGGUACGCGAGAUCCAAAACCUGGAGACUCUUACUGGCUUGGAGGAGCUGUGGCUAGGCAAGAACAAGAUCACGGAGAUCAAGGGCCUGGAUACCCUCACCAAUCUUAAGAUUCUCUCGAUUCAGUCGAAUCGCCUGCGCACAAUAUCCGGCCUCGACAAGCUCGUCAACCUGGAAGAGCUGCACAUCUCGCACAACUUGCUUACCUCGUUGGACGGACUCGAACACAACACCAACCUCCAGGUCAUCGAUAUCAGCUCGAACCCAAUCGAACACCUCUCUGGUCUGAAGACACUCACGCAUUUGACCGAGUUCUGGGCAUCGAACUGCAAACUUAGCAGCUUCGCCGAGGUGGAAACGGAGCUCAAGGACAAGGAAGAGUUGGAGACUGUGUAUUUCGAAGGCAACCCUCUGCAACGGGCGCAGCCAGCACUUUACCGCAACAAAGUACGGCUGGCUCUGCCGCAGAUCAAGCAGAUUGAUGCGACGUAUGUGAAACAAGUGUAG